GUCAAACUAAACCCCGCCCCCUUUCUCUAAACUGUGUACGGUGCAAUUGACACUUACCCACUACCACCAACUAAAGACUGAGCAAAAGUGUACUGUUUUGUAGGGAGGAAGUGAAAUAAAACACCCGGGAGUUGAACGUUCAAGUCCCCGAGGAUGCCGCCCUUGUCGAGCGCAAGCGGAACAUGACGUUGCGGAGGAUGGGUAGCGCUGGAGUUCGCGCAACUUGUUGCGCGGUGUCGUAAAAUCUCUCACAGUUGAUGCCGAGGCGGCGCGACGCUACCGAGCCGAUGGAGUACAGCGAGAGAGUGCUGUGCGGGACAGGGGAACUGGAGCUGGAUCCCAACAUUGUCAGCGAGGAGGCCGGAAAGCUGUAUUCCGAACUACAGACGGUUAUCGAGACCCAUGGCGAGGGUGUGGUGGAGUCCCUGGUACCGAUAUUUGUGUGGGUACUGGAGGGGCUGGCCAGCUGCAAAGCCCAGCUGAGAGAACGGGAGGACGAGGCCGAGCGGGAGAGGGCAGAGCGACAGGACCUACUGGAGCGCUACCAGGCCGAGAAGGCUCAGAGGAAAGAAAGUCAAGAGAGGUAUUUGGAGCUGGAUGACCAAAUAGAGCAGGAAAGGCGAGCCAUGCGAGGGAGAGAAAAGGAGCGGGAAAGUCGAGAGAGACGCCUCGAAAAGAAAGCCAGGGAGCAAGCGGACCAGUUGGUUGCCUUGGAGGAGCAGAAGUCGGCCCUGGGGAGAGACCUCAGCACGCUCAGGCUCACACACAAUAAAUUGGCUCACUCAUAUCGGGAACUGCUGGAAAAGAGGAAAGAGUCUGAAAGAGAUUCACCCCACAGGAAUCACACACAUCCCAAAAAUGCUGAAUUCCCGUCCAACCAAAUCUUAUCAGACUCCAACACUCGGAGCCCACACUCCAACUCUGGUACUUUGUGUUUGGAAGACACAGAAGCCAAAGAAGAGAAGAUGGUUGAUAUCAUUAAGUCCGCCUCGGAUCAGUUUGUUAAUGACAUCAUAACCUCCACUCCUGAGCUGAGACACUUUCACAGCUCCUUGGGCGAUGCGAGGUCUUCGUCAAGAGCCACCACGGAGACCAGCUUGGAGGAUGAGCUCAAGGAGGGCAGGGUGGAAGAAGAAACACAAGGAGAGAACGCAGAGAACUCCAGGGAGGAGGAAGAGGAAGAUCUGGACGAAGACAGCGUGGAGUGGGAACUUCGCAACACAGACUCUGUUUUUUCGGAGCUGUCGGAGCUAAGUCAGGAUUUGGUUGAGAGUGUUGACCAAGGGGCCAGCAUCAGAGAAAGUGCUGACCAGUUUGAGGAGAUUCUUUCCCAGUAUGAAGAAUUGAAACACACCCACGAGAUGGUGGACACGGCCCGUAAGGCUCUGAUCUCGCGGGUGGUUGAGCUGACGGACGACCGCUCCGCUCUCAAACUGGAAAGGGCAUCUCUGCAGGAAACGGUGGUGCGAGUCGAAGGCCGCUUGAAGGAGAAAGAGGAGGAAAUUAAAAGACUUCACGAAAAACUGGAGAAAUUUCAGUCGUUGGAUCCUGAUGCCUCAUCGGCCGCAUCCAUGCGGCACUUCUCUCGCUCGGAAAUGGCUCGUGUGGUCAUGGAAAAGAACCAGUACAAACAGCGACUGUUUGAACUGCAGGAGGCAAUGAGGCAAAGCCAGACACUCAGGGCAACAAAAGAAGAAAGGCUCUCAGAGGAGAGAAGGUCAAGUGUUUGGGCAAAGUUCAAUCGCUUUUUUGGCCUGAGCAAACAGCCCCUGAUUCUACCUCGUGCAACCUUCUCGUCAGUCACUCAGCCUCUUCUGCCGCCGCCUCAACAGCGACAGCAAGUCGCUCAAAGUCAGGCCGAAUUAUCCGCCGCUGCGGUGCCAUCACCUCGCGCCAGGAGACGGGAACUUUACAGAGAAAUUCGCUCGCACAUUUGGGGAACGCUGGGCAAACGGCAGCUGCAUGGCUGGAGUGUGCCUCUGGCUAACACUCAGGAAUCUCAGGAACCGGUCCAGGAGCCCAAAGACAUGCCGGUCCUGACGCAACUCCGACUCCUGGACCAAAGAGAUUGCACUGCAAAGCUGAACUGCGCGGUUGCCGUCCCACCUGAGAUCUCAGGAGAGGCGACGUGUUCCGUGUGGGUAGUUUCUGGGCCCGCCUCCAACAGUGGCAUCACAGUGAUUGACCCUGCCCGAUCCAACGCUGUCCUGGAUCAGUUCAGCCUCCCCCCCACAGCUCCCGCCCUCUGCAUCUGUGCCGUGCCCCCCGUCGGGGACUCUCCAGGAACUGUGUGGAUUGGAACGCAGGAAGGAAGUAUAGUGAUACAUCCGGCCUCUGUAGACAGGGGGCGCUGUCUGCACUCAGUUUCCCUCUCUGAAAGCGUUCAUUCACUCAAAUACUCCCAAGGUCAAGUCAUAGCUGGCUUAGGUGACGGAACUUUGGCUUUCUUUUCCAGUAGUUCAGGUGGUUGGAACCUGCAGUCACAUUCAUCGAUGCCACUGGGGUCCAACCCCGUGCAGCCCAUUCGCUGCUGCCUUGCCAAAGGGGGGCGCUUGUGGGUUGGAUAUUGGAAUAGAGUCCACAUGGUCGACAUGAACAAGAGGAAGGUGGAGCAUGUUUUCCCCGUCUCGGAGCGCAGCGAGCAGCAGGUUCGCUUCCUGUGUGCCGGAGGAAACGGCGUUUGGACCUCUUGCAGACUAGACUCUGUCCUCAGGCUCUUUGAGUGGUCGACCGGGCAGCCGCUGCAGGAAGUGGAUUUUGCUGCUUUGGUUACCAAAUCAUUGGGCCCAGCUUUCCUCAACCUCUCGCCUCUUCAGAUAUCCUCUCUGGCUGUCAUCUCCGGCCGCCUGUGGGUCGGCACGGCGGGCGGCGCAAUCUUCACCGUCCCUUUGUCCAUAACGUCCAAAGGCGUUUCCAUCCCAUACUCCUCUGUUGCGGCGGCCCAGCUGUGUUACCACGGACACCGACAAGCUGUCCGCUUCAUCAUUGGCGCAUCAGGUUGCUUGAUGUCGAGCACCGGCAACAACAUGGCAAGCGCUCAGCUUAUCCUCAGCGGAGGCGAGGGCUACAUCAACUUCCGGAUCGGAGACGACGAGAGCGACGGCUCAGUGGAGUUGUCCCAAGCGACGCCACAACGAUCUGAACGGAGUCACAUGAUCAUUUGGCAGAAUUGCAGCACGCCAGUGCCCAACUCUGCCCUCUGACAUGUCCUGGAAGUCACAGAUUUUGUCAAAUCUUUUCCACUACGUUAAUCCCCAAAAAUUGCCACGUGGUGCCUUUGCCGCUGCCGUCUUUUUAUGCAAAUGUGUCUCUGUUCUGUUCUUUGUUCUUCUGCCUGUUACCACCUGAGAGUAAUGCUUUCAAUUUCGCUCAGAUAAUCUCAAAUGCACACAUAUGCUAGUUUGUUGCAUUCUAAGUUUGUGUUCCAAACGUUUUGCUUAUGAAUGAGACAUUGUGAUGGUAAGAUUUUUUUCCAUCAUCUUGUGUGUACUGUAUAUAUUUUCUUGUUUACUACAAAUGAGCCAGAGCAUCAUGCGUCCUUUUUCUUUUAAUUUGGGGCUUAAAGUUCAUUGUUCAUGAGGUAUACUCUACUUACAUAUACCUCCACAUUUAAAAUUGACCUCUAUGAAAUAUAAGAUCCUAUGUAUUUAUUGCUGUAAUCAUGUUUUUCUUUGAAUCAUUUGAUUGUUUUACUGUUUUAAUAUCUUCUCCAAAGCUACGGGGUGUCAUUUUAUGCAGUAUUUAAAUGCAAUUGUGCACAUGGAACAAAUGAAUUGUAAUCUUGUACAUUAAAAAAGUGAUUUAUUUCAUA
Molecule: messenger RNA, 3811 nt
Organism: Syngnathus acus (greater pipefish)
Lineage: Eukaryota; Metazoa; Chordata; Actinopteri; Syngnathiformes; Syngnathidae
Product: C-Jun-amino-terminal kinase-interacting protein 4
Exons: 28
Coding region: 258-3203 (981 amino acids)
Biological process (GO): vesicle-mediated transport
Cellular component (GO): cytoplasm
Molecular function (GO): signaling receptor complex adaptor activity; JUN kinase binding; MAP kinase scaffold activity
Source: RefSeq, a predicted model, not a curated record